GUGUGUGUGUGUGUUAGUCACUUUCCAUUAUGCAAACUCCCCUCUUCCUCUUCAGUUCAGACAAAAAGAAACUCAAUUUUAAAACAAGAGGAACAUAAAACAGUUUAGAUGAAAAACACAGAAGUAGAGGGUUUCUCACAGUGAACACUGUGGCUUUUUCUGUACAAACCCAGCUAUUACAGUGUUUACAUUCAGACUGUAAACAAAUUCUAUAAUGCAAACUCCACCCUGAUUUCUGCGGAAACAAAAGCAGAUGUAUGUGAGAAACUGAAACUGAAGCUCAGCAGCUUGUGAGGAGAGGACCGAGUGAAAACACAUUCGCUGUUGGUUGUGUUCUUUGUUGCACUGUGGGACGAGGAACUACAGAAAAACAUUUCACUACAUCACAUGACUGUAAUAUAUACGUGAGAAACAGAGAACCUUGAACCUUCCUAUGCACAAUAUGACAAAGAACAGUCAGAGACUGCAGUGUUCUAAUCUCACAGAGGAAAGCUGUAGAGUUCUGUCCUCAGUUCUCAGCUCAAACUCCUCCAGUCUGAGAGAACUGGACCUGAGUGGCAAUAAACUGCAGGAUUCAGGAGUGAAGCUGCUCUCUGCUGGACUGGAGAAUCCACACUGUACACUGGAGAUACUGAGGUUGUGUUGGUGCGAUCUUUCAGAACAAAGCUGCAGAGUGCUGUCCUUGGUUCUCAGUUCAAACUCCUCGAGUUUAAGAGAACUGGAUCUGAGUGGCAACAAACUGCAGGUGUCAGAAAUUAAACUGCUUUCUGCUGGACUGGAGAAUCCACACUGUACACUGGAGACCCUGAGGUUCUGUUGCUGUAAUCUGACAGAGGAAAGCUGUAGAGUUCUGUCCUCAGUUCUCAGCUCAAAUUCCUCCAGUCUGAGAGAAUUGGACCUGAGUAACAAUAACCUGCAGGAUUCAGGAGUGAAGCUGCUCUCUGCUGGACUGAAGAAUCCACAGUGUAAACUGGAGAUACUGGGAUUGUGUUUGUGUAAUCUGAGAGAGGAAAGCUGUAGAGCUCUGUCCUCAGUUCUCAGCUCAAACUCCUCCAGUCUGAGAGAACUGGACCUGAGUAACAAUAACCUGCAGGAUUCAGGAGUGAAGCUGCUCUCUGCUGGACUGGAGAAUCCACAAUGUACACUGGAGAAACUGGGAUUGUAUGGUUGCUGUCUCACAGAGGAAAGCUGUAGAGCUCUGUCCUCAGUUCUCAGCUCAAACUCCUCCAGUCUGAGAGAACUGGACCUGACGGAUAAUAAACUGCAGGAUUCAGGAGUGAAGCUGCUCUCUGCUGGAUUGGAGAAUCCACACUGUAAACUGGAGAUACUGAGAUUGUGUUUGUGUGAUCUCUCAGAGGAAAGCUGUAGAGUUCUGGCCUCAGUUCUGAGAUCCUCCAGACUGAGAGAACUGAACCUGUGGGAUAAUAAACUGCAGGAUUCAGGAGUGAAGCUGCUCUCUGCUGGACUGGAGAAUCCACACUGUACACUGGAGAAACUAGAACUGACACGGUGCAGUGUUACAGAAGAAGGUUGUGCUGCUUUGGCUUCAGCUCUGAGGUCAAACUCCUCAUCACACCUGAGAGAACUGAACCUGGACUUCAAUAAACCAGGAGAAUCAGGAGUGAAGCUGCUCUCUGAUCUACUGAAGGAUCCACACUGUAAACUGGAGACACUGCACAUGAAAUAAACUAAUACGUCUUCUUGAAGAUGAGCUGCAUGAGAUUAAACUCUGCUGCAUUUCUUUCUCUGGAUUAAAGAAAAGUUUAAUGAUGUAACAUGACUGUAUGUAUAAUGCUUUCAGCUUUGCUAAUGUGUGUGUGUGUGUGUGUGUGUGUUUAUUUACAUGGGAAUAUAAAAUAAAACAAGGGAAUAGAAUUCAAGCCAUGUGCAGAUCUCAAACUCAUUUACACACUCACACACACACCAACACUUACUCUCACUCUCUUCUGAUCUAUAACACAAACACUUUUGGAUGGCCGGGUGUGUGUGUGUGUGUGUGUGUGUGUGUGUGUGUGUGUCGCUUACCUGGGGAAGAGAUGGCACCAGGAUGCACUAUGGGAAGAAGGCAAGCUGGCGGAGGCAGUGUGAUGGUCUGGGCAACGUUCUGCUGGGAAACCUCGGGUCCUGGCCUUCAUGUGGAUGUUAGUUUGACACGUACCACCUACCUAAACAUUGCUGCAGACCGAGUUACACCCCUUCAUGGCAACUGUGUUCCCUAAUGUCAGUGGCCUCUUUCAGCAGGAUGAUGCUCCCUGACACACUGGAACAUGACAGGAACAUGACAGAGUUCAAGGUGUUGACUUGGCCUCCAAGUUCCCCAGAUCUCAAUCUGAUCGAGCAUCUGUGGGACGUGCUGGACAAACAAGUCCGAUCCAUGGAGGCCCCACCUCACAACUUACAGGACUUAAAGGAUCUGCUGCUAACGUCUUGGUGCCAGAAACCACACACACCUUCAGAGGUCUUGUGGAGUCCAUGUCUCGACGGCUCAGA
Molecule: messenger RNA, 2490 nt
Organism: Pangasianodon hypophthalmus (striped catfish)
Lineage: Eukaryota; Metazoa; Chordata; Actinopteri; Siluriformes; Pangasiidae
Product: ribonuclease inhibitor-like
Exons: 11
Coding region: 434-1687 (417 amino acids)
Molecular function (GO): protein binding
Source: RefSeq, a predicted model, not a curated record